AUGUCUUCCGUCGAAGAAAACCACAACUCAAACGACACCAGUGCGAAUCUCGGUGAUCAUGAUCAUGUCCGCGACAAAGACAAUCUCGGCGCUCUUCUGGAUGACAUCGAGGCAGCCUCCAGAGUGCCGUCCAAACGCCGGCAAACCAGCAUCAAACCCACUAUCGAAAGCCUAACCUCGCUGCUCUACGACAGGGGUGCGUUGCCCGAUGAGCUCGUCCGUCUGGUUGACUUGGUCACUCUCACCAACCAUCUCGACCAGGCAUCCAAGGGAGCCAUCAUCAAAAACCUGUAUCCACUGGGAAAGCUGAACGUCGACUCCGCCCUGAAAGUGGUGGGUGCUUUGGGCCAUGGCCAGCUCAAGCCUUCUUUUCCGAUUCAGAGUCUCCUUCUCAGGUGGCUGAUCAUGGUCUAUCACUUGCUCCAAGACACCAGCAUAUUAUCCCAGACCUAUGGUGUCCUCUUCAAUCUCCUCGACACUGCCGCCAUCAGGCCACAGUUAUGCCAUGUAUUGGCUCUGAUCACACGACGAAAACACGUCAAGCCAUUCAGGAUACAGACCAUUCUGGCCUUGUCCAGGCAGACGGGGAACGACCCGAACUUGACGGGUCUUCUCCGGGUGUUCAAAAACUACUAUCCGGAAAUCAUUGUCGGCGAUGCUGCCAAGGGUCGCGCAGCUACCUUCAAGCACCCGGAUCCGCAAUGGCGAGCGAGGUUAGACGAGAUCCAACAGCAACAAACAGAAGCUAUCCAAGACAGCACAGUCAGGAAUGGCUUUGCUGUCAAGUCUGCGUUUGGGCGCCAACAAAGGGGCGCAAAGGGCAUAUUUAUUCCGGUGGUGCAUACCCUGCAUGCUCAAGAAAACUCUGUUACUCUAGAAGAGAUCAACAGUCCGAAAUCCCUGGCUGAUAAUCUGGAAAAGAUUGAGCUUCCCACACAACUGGUGGCAGUCUUGGCAGACCCUCUUCUUCAGAAACUCAUGCUCCUACGGCCAGAUGCCGAAGGUUUAUCGCGUGUAAACAGCUGGGUAACAGCCUGUCUAGACGAUGUUCGAGGUGGGGACGCCGAUCCAAGUCUGCUACUUGACAUGGUCGAUAUCGUUCACGACUACGUUGUCAGCACAAAGACACUACCACCUCUGCUCGAAACCUUCUUCAGGGAGUUUUUCCAAGUCUGGAAUGGCAAAGACAAAAGGGAAACAGUCAUAGAGACUUUGAGUUUCCUUCCACUAACGAACUUCAAAGACCUCUACCAAACCCUCCUCCAACCCUUCGAAUCCGUUCUACUCGACAACACCCCCGAAUCCCAACUAUCCCUCCUAACCUUCUACACCUUCCUCCUCCGACAGUGGACCCUCGUCAUGCUCUCCUCCGACGUAACCACCCUCUCCUCCUCUCCGGCCCCUCAAUCUAUCCCAACUCUCAUCGCCCACGUCAACACCCUCUCCCUAACCCUCACCCAAACCUCGCCCACGGUUCCCACCCACCUUCUCAUCCUGGACUUCUACACCCUUGUCUCCACCCGCAUCUUCUCCUCUCCCUCUUUGCUCAAACACAUCCCCAUCACCAUCCCCCCUUCCCUGCUCAUCUACACCCUCCACUUCUCGCACUCGCUCGAAGUCGUCUCCCGCCUGUGCGGCAUCCUAGCCACCUACAAGCGCGCAUGGGAAUCCGUCAUGGUUUCCACCUCCCCGUCCGCUCGGCCCCUUUUCGCGGAGGAGAGACAGCAAAUCACCACUUUCAACGCCUUCCUGAUGGAUCUGUGCAACGUCCUCUGGCGCGGCCGGGCGUUCGCCGUAAGCGACGCCAACGCCAAGGGAUGUCUCGUCCCUCGGGCGCUGGAGGCAGCGUUGAGGGGGUAUCUCAAGAAGGUGGAGCCCGAUGGAGAGUUAGUGUUGGGUUCGGUGUUUGGGUUGAGUCAUAGCCCGGUGUUGUGUCUGCAGAGUAUUUCAUUCUUGAGAGAGUUGGAGGAUCGGGAGUUGGAGGGGGAGAUGGAUAUCAGUGAUCGCGGAUUGAGGGCGAGACAUGCAGGGCCGGUUACGCAGCAGAGUCUGGUGACGCUGGCGGGGAAGGGUGGGUUGGAGAUUAGUUGGCAGGAGUAUAGGGCGGGAGUGUUGCGGUAUUUGGAGAUGAGGGGGUUCAAGGGGGUGCCGGAGUUGAUGUAUAAUACGAUGAAGAACUUGAUGAAGGGGAGGCAGUAG
Sordaria macrospora k-hell is the source of this 2199-nucleotide messenger RNA. RefSeq lists its product as uncharacterized. Lineage: Eukaryota; Fungi; Ascomycota; Sordariomycetes; Sordariales; Sordariaceae. Gene Ontology annotation, biological process: CENP-A containing chromatin assembly; mitotic sister chromatid segregation. The record is from RefSeq and is a predicted model, not a curated record. Gene Ontology annotation, cellular component: inner kinetochore; kinetochore.